AUGAAUAUAUAAACACAAAGUGAAAUUGAAUUGAAACUUUCUGCCUUUGAGAAAUUAGGGGACAAUCCAACAGAAGUAGAUAUUAAAUAUGUGAGCUAUUUACUCAAAAUUCCAUUAUAAACUAUACGUUAAUGGUUAGAAGAAAGAGCUCAACUAGAUUUUUUAAUUGAUUUAUCAACAGCUGAAGAUAAAGAAUGUUCGAUAAUAGGAUGUAUUAUGAAAAAGAAAAAAUUAAUAAAUUAAUAAAGUUCAGUUAAGGAAGAGGAAGCUUAAUAGAAAUAAACAAAAAAUUAAUCCAUAAAAUCAUCAACUGAUACAAAAUAAAAUCAAGAUAUAAAAAAAAAGAAAUAAAAUGAUAAAAUAAAAUAGAUUGAUCCAAAUAAAUAAGCUUAAAAGUCUUUAAAAAAAUAAGCAAAAUUAGCUGCUAAAUAAGCCUAAUAAUUUUUAUAUGAGGACUCUAAAACUCAAGAAAAAAACAUAUUGGAUAAUUAAAAAUCAAAACAUCCAUUUUCUAUACAAACUUAAAAAUUAGUAUAAUAAAUAGAUAUUACAAAUAAAAUUAAUAAUAUUGUAUAAAAUAUAGAUAACUAUAAUCAAUAAUAAUAAUAAAUAAGAAAAUAAAAAAAAUAAUACAAUUUACUAAGUUAAAAAAAGAAUUUAAUUCGUUUAGAUAAAGAAAAAAACUACAAAGAAUUAUAAUUAUAAAUAGAAUAAUGUAAAGGAUAAUAAAGAUAAUGCUUAAUUGUUAUUGAUGAUGAGAUUAAUUAGAAAAAUUAAUUAUCUACUAAUCAAAAUAAUGAAAGGAUUCAAUCUAAUUAUUAUAAAACAUUAAAUCAAAAUAAAUUACAUUGUAAUGAUAAACUAUAACUUUUGAAGGAUCUAUCUUAUUUUUAAGACAAAAAGAUAAAGAAACCUAUUUAAUAAAAAUUAUAAUAAAUUUAAUUUGGAUAAAAUAAACAUUCAGAAAAUAAUUUAAUCAAACAAAAUGAGUAGAAAUAAAAUAUAAUAUAAAUAUAUCAUUAAAAGCACAAUUAAUAAUCAUAAGCAAUUCAAAAUAUAAACUAAGCAUAAAUGUAAAAUGUUUAUUUAUAACAUAACCAAUAAUAACCAAAAUUAAAAUAAUAAAUUGAAAAGAAAUCAUUUAAUAAUUAAAAUCUGAAUUAACAAUCUUAAAGGUAAUAAUCAAAUUUACCACAAUAGCAUAUAUAAUAAUAAACAAAUUAUCUGGCUUAAAAUUGUAAUUCUUAAUAAAUACCAACCUAAUCAAAUCUAACUGAUUAACCAAAUAAAUCUUCACCAAUUUAAACAACACCAACAAAAUUUUAGAAUCAAGAAUCUUAGUUAUAGAAAUAACCUUAGAUUGGAUCUGAAUUAAAUCUUAUAUAAACUUAAUUUAACCAGGCCAUACAAGGACCUAUCACAUAAAGCAACUUGGAUAAGAAAUUAUAAUUGCCCAAUUAUUUAUUAGAAUUGAUUCAGAUGUUCAAUAAAAAUACUUAAGCUUUAGGAAAAGCAGUUGAAUAAAUUACAGCAGUUAGUAAUUAACAAAUGGCUUUAAUGGAAAAACUUGAUAUAAUUUAUGAAUGUGUUAAUACAAAGUGA
Messenger RNA from Paramecium primaurelia, 1602 nucleotides. The record is from the annotation of a GenBank genome assembly. Lineage: Eukaryota; Ciliophora; Oligohymenophorea; Peniculida; Parameciidae.